This is a messenger RNA of Juglans regia (Persian walnut), 1628 nucleotides long. Its product is annotated as protein RETICULATA-RELATED 1, chloroplastic. Bases 166 to 1446 code for a protein of 426 amino acids. The transcript has 7 exons. The record is from RefSeq and is a predicted model, not a curated record. NCBI's taxonomy places the organism in Eukaryota, Viridiplantae, Streptophyta, Magnoliopsida, Fagales, Juglandaceae. Gene Ontology annotation, biological process: plant organ development. Gene Ontology annotation, cellular component: chloroplast inner membrane.
ACCAGUUUCAGCUCACUGGACUCGGCCCCGUUCAAUCAUAAACCAUCCGCCUCUGCUUCUCUUCAAAAACCUCGACAAAACCUCCGUCUCUCUCAGACCUCUUUUGAACAUUUUUCUGGCCGCCGGCAUUUUGACUCGUAGGUUUUUGUACUCGGCCCCGACAACAUGUCGCUCUGUUCUCCGAGCUUCAACCUCGCGCGUGUUUGCACCUUGUGGGACGACACCACAGCCAAUCCAACGCCGCAAUGCCGGAUUUUGGGAUGCUCGCUGAAUCCUAGUCUCGAUUCCACGAGUCAUCGGCCAAAGAUGGUGGCUUUCCGCAUUCGAGAACAUUAUUAUCCAGCCCAGAACCGCGGGUUCGGGCUUCGAUGCAUCGGGUCAGAGUCCGUGGCGAAGGGGAUCACCGGGUCGGAAGAGGGACAAACUGGUGAUUUGAAGGAGGAAUUCAGGGUGGGAGGUGAUUAUGAGGCAAAUAUUGAUGGUGGCGGAGGAGAUGGUAGUGGUGGUGGAGAUUCGUUUGGAAAUGGUGGUGAUGGAGAAGACGGCCGCGGUGGUGGCGAUAACGACGAGGAGAAGGAGUUCGGGCCUAUUUUGAAGUUUGAGGAGGUGAUGAAGGAGACGAAGGCUCGAGGGGCUGAGCUUCCUUCGGAUAUGUUGGAGGCCGCCAAGACGACUGGAAUUCGGCAACUGCUUCUUGAGCGGUAUUUGGAUUUGCAGGGGUCUGCUUGGCCGCUAGGCCUUUUGAUGAGGUACUGCUCUAUGCUUCGUAACCGAAUGCUGGCUGAUCCUUCGUUUCUUUUCAAAGUUGGGAUAGAGAUAGUCAUAGAUUCCUGUUGUGCAACAUUUGCGGAGGUUCAGAAAAGAGGGAAGGAUUUUUGGUCAGAGUUUGAGUUGUAUGCUGCAGAUCUUUUAGUUGGUGUGGUUGUGGAUAUUGCUUUGGUUGGUUUGUUAGCACCUUAUGUUCGAUUUGGCAAGCCAUCCACAUCGAGGGGUUUAUUUGGACGCAUACAACAUGCUUGUGAUGCUCUUCCUAGCAGUGUUUUUGAAGCGGAAAGGCCAGGUUGUAGCUUCUCGGCAAAGCAGCGGAUUGCCACAUACUUCUAUAAGGGUGUAUUAUAUGGAUCAGUUGGAUUUGGAUGUGGUCUCAUUGGCCAAGGCAUUGCAAAUAUGAUCAUGAAUGCCAAACGGAGUUUAAAGAAAUCAGAAGAGGACGUACCUGUGCCUCCUCUUGUGAAAAGUGCUGCUCUUUGGGGUGUGUUUCUUGCUGUGUCUUCCAACACUCGCUAUCAAAUCAUAAAUGGACUGGAGCGUCUGGUUGAAGCCUCAUCUUUGGCGAAGCAGGUUCCACCCGUUGCGAUGGCUUUCACCGUAGGCGUGAGAUUUGCCAACAAUAUUUAUGGUGGUAUGCAGUUUGUAGAUUGGGCUAAAUGGAGUGGGGUUCAAUAGCUCUGCCUGAAUCAUCUAGAUUGCAUAAAAUGCUUCAGAAUUUUAAAAUAUUGAGGGCAGGUUCUUCAAGUUUUGCCAUUAGUUCUGACUGGAAGCUUCCUAUUUUAGUUUGGCUUCCUAUCUUACAAGGAUGAUAAGUUAUGCUUAAAUCAUCAAGCAAUAAAUCAACCUCUCUCUCUCUC